Messenger RNA from Colletotrichum karsti, 1308 nucleotides. RefSeq names its product transcription initiation protein. Gene Ontology annotation, cellular component: nucleus; transcription preinitiation complex. The transcript has 7 exons. Gene Ontology annotation, biological process: transcription initiation at RNA polymerase II promoter; transcription preinitiation complex assembly. Gene Ontology annotation, molecular function: TBP-class protein binding; RNA polymerase II general transcription initiation factor activity. Lineage: Eukaryota; Fungi; Ascomycota; Sordariomycetes; Glomerellales; Glomerellaceae. The record is from RefSeq and is a predicted model, not a curated record.
CUGCAUUCGCCGCUCUUCGUCCAACUUACCAACGACCUCCUCUGGACAAACAGCAAGACAACGAAAGAGAAAGAGAAUCUGCCCACCCACAAAGCGGUAGUCAACAAGCGUCAGGAACUCCGGCGAAGAAAGAAGGAACUCAAGCGUCGUCGCAAGGUUUUCGACGAACUCAACAACAUCUAUACGCCCAAGCCGUACGAACCCAAGAUGCUCGGCCCCAACGGUGCCGCGACGGAAGAGAAGGUCUUCGAGGAUGACCUUUCGGAGGUGGUGAUUUGUCCCGACUGCAAGGAGUAUCCGCCGAACCUGGUCGAGGAGUUCUCGUCCGGCGACAUGGUCUGCGGCUCCUGCGGCCUCGUCGUCGGCGAGCGCAUCAUCGAUACCCGUUCCGAGUGGCGUACGUUCGCCAACGAUGACCAAGGCAACGACGAUCCCUCCCGUGUCGGUGACGCGGUGAACCCCUUGCUGAACGGCUCCCAACUCGAGACGACGAUCGCUUUCGGCGAGGGCCGCGAUUCCAAGAACUUGGCGAGAUUGCAGGGAAAGGGCCAGGACAAGACUUCCAAGUCUCUGCUCCAGGCUUACCGGGAUAUCGGAAGUUUCUCGGAUAGUAUCAACCUCGGCAAGACCGUCAGCGACAGUGCGAAGCACAUUUUCAAGUUGACUUUCGAUCACGGCUUCAUGAAAGGAAAGCCCCAAGAAGGUAUUUUUACGAGCAUGCCAAACCCCAAGGUCAUGCACAGGAAGCUGACACUUUUCCCAGCGGUCAUCGCAGGAUGCAUUUUCAUUGCUUGCCGUCAGGCCGGUGUAGGAAGAACAUUUAGGGAGAUUUUCCAGGUUACCCACGUUUCCAAGAAGGAGAUUGGCAGAGUCUUCAAACAGCUUGAAAGCUUCCUCCAGAAAGUCAAAGAAGAGAACCCCAGCGGCGCCGGAUCUGUGUCGAAUCUCGACGGUUACAAGGCUAGUGCUUCUACCAGCGCCGAGGACCUCUGCACCAGAUUCACGUCCAACCUCAACUUCCGCAAUGCACAGAAGGUGGAAAACAUCUCCCGUGCGCUUGCCCGGAAGACGUCGACAGUUUCGGAGCUGGCUGGACGAUCUCCUUUGUCCGUUGCAGCAGCCUGUAUCUACAUGGCUUCCCAUCUCCUCGGCGAACCCAAGACGUCGAAACAGAUUGCCGGUACUGCUGGUGUCAGUGACGGCACUAUCCGUACGGCAUUCAAAUACCUGUACCAGGCCCGCGAGAGCCUUAUCGACAAGGAGUGGGGCAUCGACCAGAAGGCUAUCGACGCUCUCCCGGUGAACUAG